AUGACUUCGAUGGAUUUGGAGAAGCUGAAGAUGACGGGGGCCGGCCGGGCCAUGGCCGUUCUGACCAGCGGUGGAGAUGCCCAAGGGAUGAACGCUGCUGUCCGAGCUGUGACCAGAAUGGGCAUUUAUGUAGGAGCCAAGGUCUAUCUUAUUCAUGAGGGAUACCAGGGUUUGGUUGAUGGUGGAGACAACAUCAAACUGGCCCACUGGCACAGUGUGACCAACAUCAUCCAACUGGGGGGGACGGUGAUUGGCAGUGCCCGCUGCAAGGCCUUCACAACUCGUGAGGGGAGGAUUGCUGCUGCCUUCAACCUGGUGAAGAAGGGCAUCACCAACCUGUGUGUGUGUGGUGGGGACGGCAGCCUCACUGGAGCCAACAUCUUCCGCAAUGAGUGGAGCAGUCUGCUGGACGAGCUCGUGCAGAAAGGAAGGAUCACAGACGAGAUGGCCAAGAAGAACAGUCACCUUAACAUUGUGGGGCUUGUUGGUUCGAUCGACAACGACUUCUGUGGCACUGACAUGACCAUCGGAGCCGACUCGGCUCUGCACCGCAUCAUGGAGAUAGUUGAUGCUAUCAUGACCACUGCGCAGAGCCACCAGCGCACAUUUGUUCUUGAAGUCAUGGGUCGACACUGUGGGUAUCUGGCCUUGGUGACAGCGCUGGCAUCGGGGGCAGACUGGCUCUUCAUACCCGAGGCUCCCCCACUGGAGGGCUGGGAGGACCGCAUGUGUGCUCGACUGGAGAGGAGCCGCAACAAGGGGUCAAGACUUAACAUUAUCAUCAUUGCAGAGGGAGCCAUUGAUUCAAAUGGAAAGCCCAUUUCCUCGGCUUACAUAAAGGAACUGGUGGGGAAGAGGCUGGGCUAUGACACCAGAGUGACCGUUCUUGGCCAUGUUCAGCGGGGAGGGACUCCUUCAGCCUUCGACAGGAUACUGAGCAGUAAAUUGGGUGUGGAGGCCGUGAUUGCCCUGAUGGAGGCCUCUCCAGACACCCCGGCUUGUGUGAUCGGCCUGUCGGGGAACCAUGCCGUCCGUCUGCCUCUAAUGGAGUGUGUGGAAAUGACUAAGUUGGUGCAGAAAGCCAUGAAUGAAAAGAGGUUUGAUGAAGCUCUGGCACUGCGUGGAGGGAGUUUUGAGAACAACUGGAACAUCUACAAGCUUCUUGCCUUCCCAAAACUUGCCCCAACCGAGAGUAAUUUCUCCGUGGCUAUUCUGAACGUGGGGGCUCCGGCUGCGGGGAUGAAUGCAGCUGUCAGGUCAGUUGUGAGGUUGUCACUUACUCAUGGACACAAAGUCUACGCUGUGCACGACGGCUUUCAGGGGCUCGCUAAUGGAGAGGUGUUUGAGAUGAAAUGGCACAGUGUGGCUGGAUGGACAGGCCAAGGGGGCUCACUACUGGGGACCAAAAGAACCCUUCCCGCAAAAAACAUGGCAAAGAUUGCAGAGAACAUUUCCAAGUUCAACAUCUCAGCUCUGCUUGUAAUAGGAGGGUUUGAGGGAUACGAAGGCGUGCUGCAGCUGUACGAAGCCCGGACUCACUACGACGAGUUCUGCAUCCCCAUGUGUGUCAUCCCAGCUACCAUCAGCAACAACGUCCCCGGAACUGACUUUAGCCUGGGAGCAGACACGGCUGUGAACGCCGCCAUGGAGGGUUGCGACAAGAUCAAGCAGUCUGCUUCUGGGACCAAAAGACGAGUGUUUGUGGUUGAAACUAUGGGUGGAUACUGCGGCUAUCUGGCAACCUCCACUGGAAUAGCCGUAGGUGCCGACGCCGCCUACAUAUAUGAGGAGUCAUUCAACAUCCAUGACCUCAAGACCAAUGUGGAUCACUUAAGUGAAAAGAUGAAGAAGGACAUCCAGAGAGGUCUUGUACUGAGGAAUGAGAAAUGCCAUGAAAACUACACCACAGACUUCAUCUACAGGCUGUACUCAGCAGAGGGGAAGGGCGUGUUUGACUGCAGAGUCAAUGUGUUGGGACACCUUCAGCAGGGAGGGUCGCCUUCGCCCUUUGAUAGAAAUUUUGGCACCAAGUUGGGAGUGAAGGCUACCCAGUGGCUCUCUGAGAAGCUGACUGAGAACUUCCGACAAGGCCGCGUGUUUGCCAACACCCCCGAAUCCGCCUGCGUGCUCGGCCUCAACAGGAAGGUUGUGUCCUUCAUCCCCGUCACCCAGCUGAAGGAUCUGACUGAUUUCGAGCACCGCAUGCCCAAAGUUCAGUGGUGGUUUAACCUGCGGCCCAUGCUGAAAAUGCUGGCCAAGUACCAGACCAGCUUCUGCGAGUAUGUCCCCGGAGAGAUCGAACACGUGACCCGACGCUCCAUCAGCAUCGACGCCGGCUACUAA
Messenger RNA from Menidia menidia (Atlantic silverside), 2343 nucleotides. The record is from the annotation of a GenBank genome assembly. NCBI's taxonomy places the organism in Eukaryota, Metazoa, Chordata, Actinopteri, Atheriniformes, Atherinopsidae.